Messenger RNA from Sceloporus undulatus (fence lizard), 5876 nucleotides. RefSeq names its product centrosomal protein 295 (gene CEP295). Bases 210 to 5624 code for a protein of 1804 amino acids. Lineage: Eukaryota; Metazoa; Chordata; Lepidosauria; Squamata; Phrynosomatidae. The record is from RefSeq and is a predicted model, not a curated record. Gene Ontology annotation, cellular component: centrosome; centriole; cytosol. The transcript is spliced from 30 exons. Gene Ontology annotation, biological process: regulation of centriole replication.
CGGGGAGGCGUUUUGAAGAGCUGAGGCGCGGAGGAAACGGCCUGGUCAUUCCACAGUCUAGGAGUGGCUGAUGAAGAUGUCUUUUCGGUAACAGUUGCCAGUCUAGUCCUGACCAGUUGAAGUAAAUGUUCCCCAGAGGACCUGAGCAUAUGGGGCACAUUUCAAAGUUGUGCUCUGGUAACUUUGGAUAAUAUUAAAGGUAUCCAAAGAUGAAAAGGAAAGUGGCCAGAGCUGGGAGACUUAGACUUAGUCCUAAUGAAGAAACUCAGCUCUUGAAAGAAGAACAUGAAAGAAGAAGAAAAUUAAGGCUACAGCAGGUUAGGGAGCAGGAGAGGAAUAUUGCUUUGCAGAUAAGGCAAGAAGUUAAACAACGGAGAGAUGAGCAGCUGCAUCAGUUGGCGGAAAAGCUGAAAGCAGAGUGGCAGAAGGCACAAGAAGAGAAGAUUAAAGCUUUGGAAAAUCUUUAUUUGUCAAGCUUGAGAGCUGUAGGAGAAGGGCAUAGACAGGCAAAAGAAAAUGAACCUGAUUUGGAGGCACUGGCAAGGCAAGCAGAGGAAAGGAGAAAAAGAGCAGAAAAAAGGCAUGCAGAAGCAUUGAAGGAGCUGAAAAAUCAAAAAGAAAGGCUGUUGAAGGAACAAACAUGGAGAGCAAAUGCACGGAGGCAUGCCUUCAAUGUAGAAAAAGAGAGAGCUGCUAAAAUAGCAAGCCUCCCCCCGCCUCCCCCGCCUCCCUUUGAAAAUAUUGACUUAAAGACCACCCCCACAGUGAAAGUCUGCAAUGCUGACACUUUUUCGAUUACUCACCAUCAUCUUUUUGAGCCACAUGUGGAUAGAGAAAUGGAUACAGAACAGCCAGAUGCUCGGUUACUUGCUGAAGAUGCCACCAAACAGACAAAAGGACUGCAAAAUAACAAAGAAAGAGAAAGGAGGGAACAGUUGGAAAAAGCUCGUCUGAGAGGGAAGCAUGCCUUGAAGAUGGUUCAUUUGGCUCAAGACAGGGAAAAGUUAAUGAAAGAGCUUGAACAGAUGCAAAUUAUGGACCUUGCCCGCAGAAGACAAAUUGUUGCCCAGAUGCCUCCUCAGCUGUUUGAACCAGCGUACAGGCGGGUAGAACUCAAGGAAGAAUGGCAAAGGGAGCUGGAGUGUGCCUUUGAAGACAUGUAUACUGGAGACAGAAAAAUGCAAGGAGAUCUUAUUUUGCACCUCGAUCCACAGCCCUUGCCAACCCUCUCUGAUCGAUCUCAAGAUGAUGAUCUGGAACUCUCUCAGGAACCUGAUUCUGAAUGUGAGGUGCCUGCAAGAGCAGAGGAUGAGGUGAAGGACAGUGAGCCAGGUGGAAGUGAGGUAGACAACGCAUCCCAGCUUCAAUCAAAAUUAGCACUAAAAAAAUUGCUAAACAAGAUCAGGAACCAAAAAGAUCACUGGACAUCCAAAGAGGAGUCAGAGGCUUCAAGUGAAAUUGGAACAAUUGAGUCAGGGACAAUUUCUAGUAGAGAGAGAAGACUAUGUGAAUCAGAACCUGAGCAGGAACCAAAGGGUGCUACUGUCUGUGAAACCAAAGAGCUUCCAGAAACAUUGGACCAAACUGUUGUUGCUGGAAAUGUGGUUCUAAAUCAUCCACAAGAACAAGCAGCUAAAAUUAGAAAAGAAUCAGAAAGACAACUACAGAUGGAAUGGCUAGAGCACCAAAAGCAAGAGCAGCUGACAUUGCUUCAACAAAUUGAAGAGCAGAAAAUACGGCUGGAGGUUGAUUUUCAGAUGGCUCAAAUGCAGCAUCAGGAGCAGAAAGUUGAGACAGAGCCAAAGAAGAAAGAUAAAGAAUCCCAAACAGGACAGAUGAAUGAUACUGUCUCUGUUGCCUAUCAGCUGCAGAAAGUAGAGCAGCAGCCUGAAAGGGAUAUAGAUCCUGAGGCAGCCAGUUUCUCUAAAGAGGACAGCCACAUUCAGAUGAUUCGUGACUAUCAGCAACGUCUUCUAAGGCAAAACAGGAUCCACAGAGAAUCCAUUGAAGAAGCCAGGAAACAGUUGCAUGAAUAUCAGAACAAGCUAAAAGAAAGAUACCAAUCAGUUUCUGCAGCAUUAUUCAGUCCUGCUGACAGAGUUGUACCAGUAAAAUCAGAUCCUCUACUUCCAUCACAAUUACAAAGACGUGAGGUGUUGCAGAGAGUUCACCUAACAGCAGAUCAUCCAUCAAAGAAUCCUCCUGUACAAAAGCCACCUGAGCAUUCUGAAGUGCUAUUGGAGCAGAAAGGCAAAGAGGGAGUGCUUGAUUUCAGAAGUGAAAAACAGAUCCAGCCUGUGUGUUCCCAGGAAAAUAAAAUAACUUUUCAGUUGACACACCAGCAGAAAGAAAAGCUGGCUACAUUGAAGACACAUGUGACACAGCCAUGUGAUUUGCAUCAGAUGCCUGGGUCAGUUACAUUUAAGUCACAGGAUACUUCCAUUCCACCUCAGCCAGUGGCUCUUGCAAAGAAUGUCCAAUUCAUUAAAUCUGCAGACAGUACUUCUCAGCCUUCAGAAAUGCUCUUUGAUAAACUUGUCCCUCAUGUACCUCUAGUAGAAAAGACCCUUCUUCCAACAUCCUUAAAGCAUCAACACAUAUCUGCUGAGAGUAAGAUAAGAACAGCUUUAGACCAAACAUCCCUUCCUCCUGUGCAGCCAGAUUCUUCCAUGCCUUUCUCUGUAGCAAGUGAGAAGACCCAGGAGUGCUUGGCAUUAAGAAAUGGAAGUGAAUUCUUUUCUGGUUAUUCUGAUAUAGUGCAAUUAAGGGACCGAAUGCUGGCUUCUUCUGAGAGCAUCCAAGCUCAGCAAGAGCACUUGAAAGAACUUCAGGAGCAGCUGGAUGAGCAGCGGGAAGCUCUUCUUUCUCGACAGAGGAUACAGGAGGACUUACUCAUGGAGAAGCAUGCUCAGCUGAAACAACAAAUGGAACGGCAACAAGAAGCUUUAAAAGAGUUUCUUAAACGGGCAGAAGAGUCCAGCAAGUAUGAAGAGAUGACACAGGCACAAGAGACUAGCAACUCCAGUCUGUUGACAUCACUUUUAAAAGAAGCAAAUAGAAACAACCAACAGGAGGUUCGCUUUAGUGAUCUGAAUAGCCUAACUCCAAAGGAAGUUGCGUUUCAAAAUGUUGAUUCAGCAGGGAAAAUCGAGUCAUUCCAAAAAACCGGGGGGAAAGAACAAAAAUUGAUACUUUCAAAACCGCCUUUGGCAAAAGUAAAGCUAGGACUUGAUUUGGAACAGCAUGAACUUAGUAUUAUACCAGAACUUGACACACCAAGGAGUGGAAUACUUUCAGCUACAGAUAAGUUGGAGCUUAGCAAAAGUCCACUUGAAUUUCUCCAUGAAGAAACAGAUAUAUUAAGAAUUACUGCUGGUAAUGAACAAAGUUGUAGCACAAGUCAGGACCAGUUACAAGAAUCAAGGUGUGAGAAGUCAGUUAUGGAUGCAGAUGGUUUGCUUGACUCAGCCCAUUCUCUUAUGGAUCAAGGUUUACGAAGUUAUGGAGCUAAUAUGGGAAGAAGAGCAAAUUCUGAUUCUUCAUUUAGAACAAAUAGUAUGGUAGUGCUUCGCACAGCAUGGUCUCCUGAUUCAUUAAAUGCACGGACGCCUAUGCAACAGGUAGCCUGUGGAUAUUUUGCUUCAUCUACUGUUUCUCCUGCCAGCAUUACAACCAGUUACAACCCAGACAGAAGUCUUGAGAGCAGAGAACCAUGCUCAUCCAAGGAACAGAUCAGGCACUUCAGCUCUUCAAUAGAAGAGAAGGCAAAUGAUGCUUGGAGUCCUUCAGUUUCUCUACUGCAUAGGCAGCAGGAUCCUUCAGAAUUUCUUCAUUCCCAACUGUCUUUUGGAGAAGUGCUGCACUGUAAUGAAAGCAAAAUUCAACAAAACAUAGACAAAUAUACAAGAGAUUUCAGCUGGUCAUCUCUGUCUUCCUAUGAUCCAGCAGUAGGACAUAAUGCAACUGAUAUUGAAAGACACUUUCCAAAUUUCCACCGUGAGCUUUUUCAAUCCUUGGAGCCAAGUCCUGACUUCAGUAUCUCCUCAAGCUUUUCCCAGUGUAAAGUGUCUCACAGCAGCAAAGACCUGAGCAAGAGUUCAGAUUUAUCCAAGAGUCAUGAAUUAACAGCUUCCAAUCUGGAGGAGAGGAGCAACAGUUUUUCAUUUCUUAGCACAGGAAAACUAAGUAAUACUCUGCCAACAGAUCAGACUGAUGAAGAGCUGAAAGAGAAAAUGCAAGGUGCUGAGGAAUCGUCUGAACAGCUGCACAUGGAUUCUGCUUUGACCCCACUUAUGCAAAGUGCUGAUAAUCCUAGGGCCUUUGUCCUUAUCCCUGAACACACUCUUGAAAUCAGAAAAUCAAUUGAACAUCGUAUGUAUACUUCACCUGAGAGUGUACAGUACGAAGAACUGGAAGGCAAUGAAAAAAAUAUCGACCUUCAUUCUUCCAUUGAAAAUUUUCGCAGUCUGAGUCCAGUUGAAGAUGGACACUCAUUUUAUCAGCUGAUUCCAGAUCCUGCUACAGUGAAAAAUACUAUUGGAAGGACAGAGUCACUGAAAGAGGACAUGUGUGCUAGAGAGGAGAGCAUGUGUUUUGUUGAACUGACCUCUACAUUUAUUGAGAGAGAAAAUGAGACUAAUAUUGAAAAUGUAAUUAUGAAUGAAAAUGUGGAAAUUAAUCUCUCUCAGUGUACUCUACAUACUGUUGAAGAGCAGAGUUCACUAAAAACAGAUAUGCUGAGCUUGGCUCAAGAAAUGAAUUCAAAACUCUCACUCAGUCCUGUGCAAAAUUCUGGACUACAGAGUGAGUCUGACAUGUUUCAACAACGAUAUCAUUGUGCUGGGCAAGUUAAAAGCUCAGAUUCCUUUUUGUCACAAAGCAACAUACCAGUCUGGGAAAAACUUACAGGGAGAGGCAUUAUGGAAGAAUCCGAAUUGACUUUAAUAAGCUCCACUGACAACAGCACUGCAGUAGAAUCAGACUUGGAACUCUGUAUCCAAACGGAAAGUGGAAAGGAGAAAAGUGAAAACCUGCCGAACAGUGACCAUUUUGCCAUUAAAAGCUCUCCUGAGAGUGGAAGAUUUUUACCUUUACGUUCAGAAGUGGAUGAUUCUAUUUCCACCCAGAAUGAUCAGCCAUCAGUAAUUCAAAGCUCCCAAGAGGACUGUGAUCGAAAAAACAAAUCAGAAGUGGCCCAUACAAGUUUGCAAGAAUCAUUUUUGAAGCGGAAGAAAGAUUUCAUCGAGAGAUCCUCUAAGAGAGUGGAGAAUCUUAAAAGAAAAGAACGAAGUUCUGAAAAACCUCAGACUAAAGCAUCUCAACAGAAAAAAGCACAGCUUCAAAAACCAAAAGAGAAGUUUCCACCUUCUGGUUCAACUGUUAGCUAUCUCAAGAAAGUGGAAGCAGUAAAAGUGUGCACUGCUGAAGACCGGCGAUCAGUAGAAAUCCAGAUGCAUCAGCGCACUUCAAGAUUAUAUAAUAAUCUAUCCGAAGUGAAAAUCAGGAAGGAGCAGAGAGCAAGACAAGAAAAUUAUGCCAAAAAUCGGGAAAGAGCAAAGGAAUUUCAUAAGAGAACACUGGAAAAACUAAGAGCAAGAAAAGCCAAUGGAAAAACUGGCAUUUAGCAGACUUCUUGUGCGUGGAAAAGGUGUACAAGCAGGAAAAAAAUGUGUAAAAAAGAUCCCCUUGUGAUGAUGUAUCAUGGUUUCAUGUUUAAUUUGCAAAAUACAAUGCAGUAUAAACUAGACAGACUGGUCUCUUUAAUCAUGUUUUUUAACCUCAGAGUUUAUAUAUAUUUUAUAUAUUUUUAAAAACCUCUCAAACACUUUUAUAUUCAUAUUGUAGUUAUGUAUAAUAAAAUUGACCUUGAUUUGCAA